Messenger RNA from Porites lobata, 641 nucleotides. The record is from the annotation of a GenBank genome assembly. Lineage: Eukaryota; Metazoa; Cnidaria; Anthozoa; Scleractinia; Poritidae.
AUGGAUAGGCCUGUGGAAAAGAUGCAUGUGAAGGAAUUAAAAGAAAUUCUUGUAAGGAAGAAAGUGAGCCUGAAAGGAUUAACAGUGAAGGCCCAACUUGUUGCAAAGUAAGCCGGCAGCGUUUUUAACCCUGUGUUUUAUAUGAUUAAAUACACUUGACACUGACUUGAAAACCAUUAAAUGUACCUUUGUCUUUUGUCUCAUUAUUUUUUCUGUCUAAGUGAUUGCAAGUUUAAAAUUAGCGUCCCUUGUUGAUUUUUUUGUGCAGAGUGAAGGAAGUACUUCAAAUGUGUACAGAUGAUCGCGGGCAAAAUGAUCAAAAUAAUCAAGCGACCGCCGCUGCACUUCGUGCUCGAAGCAAAAAGAGCGACUCAGAUCUUGUUAGGGAGAAUGAGGAAAAGUUUAGAUUUUGUCCCUCUGAGAAGAAUAUGGAUCAACUACUGGACGAUCUUCCUCCAUUCACGUAUAAUACCAUUGUGAAAUAUGUCCGAAACUCCGGUAAAAACAUUCAGCAUUCCCCGGACUACAUGGUAAUGAAGCCUUUUGAACGUGGUGUCAAUUUUUUUAUUGAAGGAUACCUUCAUAACGUCGGGGCCAAGAAUCACAAAGGGAGCAAAACCUUUUAUUUCAGAGCCCUUUAA